UACUUCCCUCAGAGCUUCCAUUCAUCUGAACUUGAAGGCCAACAACAGUGUGCAGGUUGCAGACAUUCAGUUUGUCUCUAAAGAUCUACAAAUACGCACGGAAAACUAAGAAAAUUCAGCAAGUGAAUUUCAGGAUGAAUGAGAAAGAAUAGUUACUAAGGGAUAUUGGCAAUCUCUUUGUUAAAGAAGUGAAAUAUCACCAAUCUACAGGAAAGAUUUCUACAGGUCGUGAACUGUUGGGAUUACGCAAAGUGGAGAUCUAAUUGACAAUGAAAAAUGAUUGGCAUAAGUUAAAAAAGUGUUGGACGACUAUUCCAAGAUUCUUAUGGCUAACAAACUAUCCUGGUGACAUGAAACUCUGUUGUAUGACACUCAAAUACUACUAAACAGCGGGAUCGAGGUACAUCGACAUCAUAUCAAGUAUGAAACAGAAAACUAUUUUACAGAUGAGUGACCUUAUUACAUAACGUAACAAUGUGUUGUAUUUACAGUUAGAAUCAAUAUAUUCAAAAGCAGACAAUCUUUUUGAAAGAAACCUCUUUUUGAUGAACAAUUUUGCUCGAAGAUGCUGCUCCUCGCAGAGUUCGCACACACGUGGCCUUCCAAGGUGAAGAUCUACCUAGCUCAACUUAAAGAGCUUACAAAUAGUUUGCCUGUCUUGAUGGAAAAUAGAAAUAAAAAUUGUGAAUGGGGUCCUGAUAUUAAACGAUAACACUAUUUUGCUUAGAGAGAAUAACUGUAAAAAAUAAAAUAAUUUCCAACUUCUUAUCUGAAAAGCCAAAAAGAAUUUCAUUUUCACUCCACGAGGUCUGAGCUCAAAAGUUUACUGCCUGGGAUUUUUUCAGUAUUUUGUAAUGUCAAUAAAAAAAGGCCAAUAAAACUUAGCAAUUUUUGAAGCUCUUUAAAUGUUAAGCUAAACAAAAACAAUAUAAAUGCAAAGUAUGGUUGAAAGUAGGGUUUAAUUUUGAAAGUAGAGUGUAGCACAAUGUUUGAAGUUUUGAUUAGGAGCAAAAAAGUUUUUUUAUUGCAUGCAAAUAACUUUGAGACAAAUAUACGCCACGAUAGUCAGCAAAGAUAUCAUUACAUUUUGUCAUCACAAUCCGAAAUGGCUUUACUCAGAGCUUUAGAUUUGGUGUCGGCCUUGGUGGUCACAGCGUAAUCAAACUCAGUAUAGCAUUCAGAUAAAACGCAGAAAUAGGAAGAGAAGAUAAUGCAAUCAUAAGAGGUGAUGUAAACGAUUUAAAGGCACUAUGCAUUUAAAUGGAUUCGGUUGAUUUAACAGUCCGUUUAAAUAAAAAUCUUCUUCGUUUUGCAAUCUUAAGAGGAGAUGUAAGCAAUCUAUGUAGAGGAAGCAGAAAGAAAGUCUCCAGACUUUAGAAAUUAGAGAAGAGCCUUGUACAUUUAGUUUCAUUUUUCAUAUCCUAUUGCAACAAUUACCACAGCUUGGGUUUUAGUAGUGUUUAAUGAGACCUUAUUGCCGCGAAGCCAUUGAAAACUGCAUUAACUAAAGCAUUCAAUUCUUCCACGUUAUCAGAAAAGAUGGUUUCAUCGUCAGCAUACAUAGUAGCAUGGACUUUUUCAGUUCAAAAGGCAAGUCACUGAUGUGUAAUAAAAAGGAGUGAUCUAAGACACGAUCCUUGAGAUGACAUUGCUUGUGGUUACGGCAAAAACUCUCCCAAACGAAUCUUCUGCAAUGGCGGCAACGGAGACUUCAGCAUCUGUUAAAUUUAGUUAAAUCAAGUGGAAAUUGUCUGCAAGACAAAUUUAACCGUCUUUUUCAUGAUGAGGUUGUGCCUGAGUUUUUGGCAAACAGAACACAACAGCCAAUAUACAAUGACUCUAGAAUCAAAUUAGAGCAAAAAAUGGUUAAUGUUACGGAGCUGACUAACGAGGCACUUGAUAUUCUCAGUGAUGAUGCAUUGACAGAAAUAUCAGUUGCCAUUAGAACCGGAGGAAAAUCAAAAGUAGCGAAAAUGACAUCAAAGAUCUUGAACAUCCCACUAAUAGAAAUUGGACGCUUGCUUCAUUCGCAAAAUGUUCAAAAUAGAGAUACUGCUAGCUACCGAAAUGAGUUUUCAAUGGUGUCCAAUGCUCAGCAUCGAAGCACCGUGAUUGCAAAAAUUAUGAAAAUGUACUCUUGGAAUCAAAUAGCAGUUAUUUUCCAAACCAAACGAACAGAUGAUCUGAAUCACUUUACGCAGUCGAUCGGCCGGGAAGUAUCACUGGAGCUAAUUCCUGUUGAAACUUACUUAAAUGGCUCAGUUACACAUCAUUCAAUUACAAGGAUGAAAUCACUAACAAACAGCCAAGUCAGUGCGAUUCUUCUGAUCUACGAUGAAGCUAAUCUUCCACAACUUUUCCAAUUGUUUCGUUCCGAUACUAUAGAUCUUUGUGCUGUCAAGAAUAAUAUUUUCCUUUUAGAUCUGAUAUUCAGUAGCAAACUGUUUGCUUGUGACUUGCACACCGUGAUCGGCUUCCAGGUACAAAUAAACAAGGAUCUUGACGAGGGCCUUUACCAUCCAUUGCCCAAAGAUGUUCUUGGUACCAUAGCAAGAUUGCAAGAUGUUCUUCUCUACGACGCCUUCCAUCUGGUUGCAAAUAUCACGAAGACUCUUGUCACGUCAAAUCGUUGGCUUUCUCCUAGCAGAAAUGGGAAAGGCUAUGUCCAUUCCAUGGCAGUUGCAAACACAGCAAAUUUUUCUUUGGAGUCUGGAAAGGUGAAGAUAAAUGGUGCAAGUGGAAACAUACAGUUCAACACGCAUGGGAAUCGCUUGAACAUGCCCCUAAACGUUGUUAAUAUCAAGGAGAACAUACCAGUAAAGAUUGGUCACGUCGACGAGAAUGCAAAUGUCUUUAUGUCCCAGAUUCCAAGCUCUAAUGUCAAACAUGAUAUUACAAAUAUUGAAAUAAACGAGCAUCUAAAAAUUGUUACUAUCGUGGACGAGCCAUUUACUUUUGAGACUCGAUACCAGAAUGGUACAGUCAAAUACACUGGCUUCUGCAUCGAUCUGCUGGAUGAAUUGGCAAGACUUUUGAAUUUUACAUACACAAUAUACUCUGUGAAGGAUGAGGAAUACGGAAGAAAAGAGGGGGACAAAUGGACCGGGAUGAUAGGUGACGUUCUAUACAAAAAAGCUGAUAUGGCUGUUGCAUCAUUAACUAUAACAUCUUCUCGAGAAGAAGUAGUUCAAUUCACAAAGCCCUAUAUGGAGCUGCAAAAUUCGUACGUACGAUUACGCGGAACCACAAUGCAAUUCGACCCUUUGCAGUUCCUGAAACCCUUUACAACGAACAUGUGGAUUUUAACUGUGCUUGCCGGGAUAUUUUGCAGCAUCGUGAUAUACUUUAUCGAUUACUACAGCCCCUUUGGAUGGAGACAGACUAUCAAAAGAGAAACAGGAAGAGAUGGUGCUACUUUUAACGCAGCUAAUAGUGCUUGGUUUACCGUUGCCUCUUGGUUGCUGCAAGGAGGAGAUAAUACUCCGAGGUCUCUUUCAGGGAGAAUGUUUGUCAGCUACCUGUGGUUCGCUAUUCUUAUUGUCACGUCGACCUAUACAGCAAACAUGGCUGCGUAUUUUACGAUGAAGAAAUCUGUCACUGAGAAAGAGGACAUCGAAUCCUUGCUGAAAAUGGGCGUUUCCUUUGCUCUGAAGCAGCAUACUGCCAUGGAUCAGUUUCUUCAAAACUCUGAAUACAGAGUUUACCAACAACUUGCUCAAAAAAUUGGAGAACAAAAGAAUUACGUUAGCAAUGCUUCCCAAGGCAUUGCAGUGGCAAGAACGGAUCCAAACUUACUUUUUCUAGGAGAAGGGCCUUAUUCCGAGUGGCUCAUGAACAAAGAUGCAUGUGAUCUGAAAAUCGUUAACGGGAUACUGCCAUCAAGAAGUUAUGGUUUCCCUGUGCGAAAGGGAUCGCCUAUUUCUGAGAAAAUUUCAAUCGGGAUCUCACAUAUGGUAGAGUCCCAUUUUAUUCAAAACCGAAAAGAUCAUUAUUGGAAAGAGCUAAGCAACUGCAAAGACGAUAGCAUUUUCUCUGCCGGAAUUACAUCACAAGGGCGAAUCGAACCUCUGCAAUUGGUGGGUGUGUAUGGCUGUUUGGUAUUCGCAGGAAUAUUGUCAAUUUUGUGUCUUUUUGCUGAAAAAUGGUGGAAGAAACAUUCAGCAGAAAAGAAACGAAAAUUAACCCGAGUUCUGAAGAAUACUGUUUCGGUGCGACGAGCGCUGCACGCGAAAUCAAACUGGAGGGUUGGUGACUCGCAGAAGCAAACAAGAUUUGGAUUCAGAUUUCAAUUGACAUAAAGGUGCGUUGAUAUAAGCAGUUAUGAGAUACACUUCUCAUAAAAAUCUGGGCUCUUUUGUUAUGUAUGUGAACUUUGAAGACCGUAGAGGUAAAAUCAAGGAACAAUAGAACAGAAAGACGGUGAUUUGACGGGUUGUUAAGAGUGGCAAAGAUAUUUACUUAUGUUUUGGUGAUCCAAUUAUUCACAGCAAAAUUAUAACAGACUAAAUGCUUGAAAAUGUCAUGAUAAAAAAUGUUUGCAUGAAUCUUGCUUGUAUUCUUCACGGAUUUUUUACUGUUUUCUAUAGUUUUAAAUAACCAAGAUUAACCACUACAUGUAAAAGUCCGAUCAGACGUUUGCGCUCUAAUUGAAGUUGAUAAAAGGAUAUAAUUCAAAUUUUAAGAAGGGGCAAAGAACGCAAAGUUAACGAAAUCUUACAGAGAACAUCUCCUUGUCGCUACUGGCCUAAUGAUACGUUUUUUUAUACAAUGCUUCAUGGGCUGACUGAUUAAUAAGAAAGUCAUAUUUAUUUUCGAUUUUGCCAAAGGUGUAGUGGCUUAAUCCCUUAAUAUAGACAAUAGCAAACUUAAAAUGAAGGCCAACAUAUGUUGCGUGUAAGGACCUGAGAAGUGAAGUUGGGAUUUCAGUUUUCAGUGGCAUCGCUCCCCUGUUCAUCGACCACAUUUCAUCCCACUGUAGUCCUUUUAAUAGUCAAACUUGGUUGCAUAUUGCAAGUUUUACUUUUAGUUUGUAUUUUUGCUGUCAUUGUGUGUCAAAUUUCGUCUACCCCAAAUCCAACUUUAGGUGCCAGUCCAACUAUCUCGGAAAAAACUCGCGGGCGGUAAACUAUGCCUAAUUUUGGACAGGAAUGUGUUAUUUUGGUUUAAAAUCUGGACCCAUAAUUCCGCAAAGGUCUAGCAAAAUGUGACCCAUAGUUCCGCAAACAUGAUGGAAACUAUACCGAUAAUUCUGGGUAUGCCAAAUAAAAUUGUUAAAGCACAUAAAAAAUCAUCAACCAAAUUUUGCAUGUCUUAUGCUCCAAAAUCUUAAUAUUACACCAAUUUCAUAUUUCCAUUUCUAACUGGACAUUAAUUUUGUUAAUGCUCAAUCUCCUUGAUGAUUUUGAAAUAUUUUUCCGAAAUGGUGCUCAUAAUUCUGCAUGUUUCUUCAAACUGUACCCAUAGUUCCGCACAAACUUCAAAAACUGAUACCAAUAAUUCCACACUUUUCAGAAAAAAGGUACCCCUAAAUAAUGGCACAUCUCCGUACCUCCAAGCAUGUUAAGGUACCCCCCC
Messenger RNA from Rhopilema esculentum, 5574 nucleotides. NCBI's taxonomy places the organism in Eukaryota, Metazoa, Cnidaria, Scyphozoa, Rhizostomeae, Rhizostomatidae. The record is from RefSeq and is a predicted model, not a curated record.